Hippocampus zosterae (dwarf seahorse) is the source of this 2799-nucleotide messenger RNA. Its product is annotated as adhesion G protein-coupled receptor A1-like. The transcript is spliced from 4 exons. Gene Ontology annotation, biological process: G protein-coupled receptor signaling pathway; cell surface receptor signaling pathway. The record is from RefSeq and is a predicted model, not a curated record. Bases 4 to 1692 code for a protein of 562 amino acids. Lineage: Eukaryota; Metazoa; Chordata; Actinopteri; Syngnathiformes; Syngnathidae. Gene Ontology annotation, molecular function: G protein-coupled receptor activity. Gene Ontology annotation, cellular component: plasma membrane; postsynaptic density; glutamatergic synapse.
CUUAUGCUCCAGUAUGCUUCUUUGUCUACGAUGCUUUGGCUGACGUUUACUGCCAGAAACAUCUGUAAUGAUGUGUCCAAAGACCCACUUAAGGCUCCAGGCUCAAACGGUCCUGUCCUGGCUGAAAGCAAAACAACGAUUCUCAGAUUCUACCUGAUAAGCAAUGGCAUACCGCUCCUAAUUGUCGGAAUCACGGCAGCCUUUGGAAUGGAAAAUUAUGGUAGCAGGGAUGAUGCACUGUAUUGCUGGAUGGCCUGGGAACCGAGCCUGGGAGGAUUCUAUGCGCCCGUGAGUCUUUUGGUCUUAAUCAUGUUGGUGUACUUUUUGUGCACUUACAUCCAGCUGAGACGCCAUCCCGAGAGGAAGUACGAGCUCCGAGUUCUGACGGAGGAGCAGCAGCAGUUGUCGUCCGCGGACCAGCAGUGCCACCCCGACGUCGGGGCAGCGUCCGGAUCUGCCGGCGAGUGCGCCGGAUUUAUUCCCGGUGUAUCCGAGCUUUCCAAUGAGCACUCGUUUAAAUCGCAGCUCUGGACCACCGUUUUCACCCUGUUAUUAUUUCUCUCAACGUGGGCAUUGGGAGCCAUGGCAGUGUCUCUCGGGCGUUUUUUGGACAUGAUCUUCAGCUGUCUAUACGGCGCAUUCUGCGUCACUCUCGGACUCUUUCUUCUCAUCCAGCACUGUGCCAAACGUGACGAUGUUUGGCACCGCUGGUGGGCUUGUUGCCCGGCCAAAUCCAAGCUUGCCGAGGGACACGGCAAGAGACAAAGCCAGAGGCAGGAGCUCCAUCAACCGCAGUGCCACCCGGACUCCUUAUGCUUGGCCAAAAAACCGCUUCUCUCGCCGCAACUUGUGCAGAGCUUGUACCAUCAAGAUGCAUCCCCGUCGCAAAAUCUCACCCCCCGUCACGCCGCUCCCUGCUGCGUGGCGGCGAUGACAUCCGCCGUAGCGACGCCGGUCUCCCCUUUUAGCGAGUCGGCGCCCUCACCGUCCCGUCCCCUGGCCUUUUCCGACGAGCUCCCUCGUCCAUCUGCGCCGCUGCAGAGCUGCCUUAUCGACAGAACCAAGUCCCGAUCUUUCAAUCACCCGCGCCCGUGUCUCCGCGACUACCGCUCUCACGUGGCAUCAAACAGCAUGGAUGGGAGCGUGGGUAGCUCCCAGCUCGAAAUCCCUCACACCGCAAACUACCUUGAGGGAUCACCGGUGUCCAACAGCCAGCACCCGGACCUGCAAAUUUCCUGCCCGAGCCCUCACUUGGAUCAGCAGCAGACAUCCUGUCAUAGUUUACAACACCAGACCUCUUGCCACAACAUACAAGACUCGCUCACGUCAAGCCACAGCCUCCUUCUACCUUCCCAUAGGAUAAGCGCUUGCCAGUGGCACUUGUACAGCUCAGCGGACCAGUUUGGGACCACCAGUUGCUCCGAGAUGCCGGAUUCUUGCAACUCGCUGUAUUCGCAAGAUUUCGAAUCACCCGGCUACAUGUUGAAGAUAGCAGAGAAGGAUAAGGAGAAACAAUGUGAAGAUGAAGAGCUCAAAUUUUUUCCGAGAAAUACUUUGCCUCGGCAACAUGUUACGAUCAAUCGGCGGGUGACGAUUGGCAGAAACCGAAGCCUGCAGGAAGAUAGUCUGUUUGCGUCAGACACGACAGGGAACAUACGGACGGGACCUUGGAAGAACGAAACCACUGUGUAGGGAUGCAGUUCGGGAGCCCUUGACACUCCGAUUGCCCUCGGCUUUAUGAAGCGAGUCAUCGACAAAAAAAAAAUAAAUUGAAAAAAAAAAAAUCAUACAAAAAUAAUUUUAAUUCAAAAUAUUUUCUGAAAAAAUAUGGACUUUACAGAAACAUUAAUUAAGAGUCUUGUUUCUUCCAGUUGUGAAGAGAUCUAGAAAGAUAGGACCACUGGUUUGAAAGAAAAAAAAAGAAUGGUCGUUAAAGAAGCAAACUACGCCAAUACAACAAAGUGGUCUCAAAACAGAGGAGGACAUUUGAGUCAUCAUUUAUCAUCCAGGCAAUACCACCCCCCCAAAAAAAAUUCCACCAUUCCAAGGGAAGAGUUGCCCUCACUGGUUUGCCACGAAGCAACCACAACAACAACAAUGCCAGUGUUGAUAUCAGCCACCAAAGAAUCAAUAAAAAGACUUCACAACGGAAAAAUCGGAACUGAUGAAACCUUUUGGAUGAAAGGUAAAAUGUCUUCAACAAACAAGAACAAGUCUGGCCGCCUCACUCUAUGUUUGCAUUGUAUCUUGACUUUCGUGACCGACAAACUGCAAUUGGAGUUUUCCUUUAACCCUUUGAGGGACACCGGUUAACACAGUGGACGGCUUCUCAGACUGUCAGGUUACAGGGUGCGUGGAAUGGUUUAAACUCUAGAUGUUUUUUUUCCAAUGUUUUUUUUAAGUGGUGGCAGCUGCAAUUUGUGAACUACGUGACUAAGUUAAGACAAGUUGUCCUGAUCGUGUUUAUGGAAGAGAAAUCAAAUCACUUACCCUCAGUCCACUGUAAAUAACGAAUUUGAGAUUUUUUUUUUUUGUUUUAGUUUCCUGUGCCAUAUGACAUGAAAACAAUCCGUGUCUUCAACGUCUUGACUUUUACAGUGGGAUGACUUGAAAUAUCGAGUCUAGAAACAUUUUGUUGUGGCACACGAUCUCUUCUGUGUUUCGUCCGUACGCAAAAAAUAAAAGGUCUCGUCAUCCACAGUAAUACCUCACUGGUCUGUUUUGAAUUUAGCGUCACGAUAGUAUAACACUCGAGACUGGUCCCGAGACCACAUUUUGAAAGCCCCAAAAAUCUGACUG